Aethina tumida (small hive beetle) is the source of this 1140-nucleotide messenger RNA. RefSeq names its product THO complex subunit 4 (gene Ref1). Lineage: Eukaryota; Metazoa; Arthropoda; Insecta; Coleoptera; Nitidulidae. Gene Ontology annotation, biological process: mRNA export from nucleus. The record is from RefSeq and is a predicted model, not a curated record. Bases 124 to 894 code for a protein of 256 amino acids. The transcript has 3 exons. Gene Ontology annotation, cellular component: nucleus. Gene Ontology annotation, molecular function: mRNA binding.
CCUUUUGAGCGGUAGUCGCCAUAUUGUGCGUUUGGCAUUUCACGUUCUCGAGGGUGACGCUUGCCGAACAGCCGACCUUUUUCAGUUAUCGUUUUAGUUAAAGUUAGUACAGUCAGUGAGAAAAUGGUUGAUAAAAUCGAGAUGAGCUUAGACGACAUAAUAAAGUCGAACAAACCACGCAGAGGCGGCGGCGGUGGACGCCGUGGUGGCCGCGGCGGCCGCGGUGGGGCCGCCGGCGGAGGUGCUGGAGGCCAGGCCAGCCGCAGGGGAUCGAAUUUUAGACGUUCAGGCGGCGGCGGAAGAGACGGCGUCCAGAGGGGCCGCGGCCGCGGCGGCAUUACAAGAAGCUACACCCGGGGAGACGUGAACAGUGCAUGGAAGCAUGACCUGUUCGAAGGCUACGGUCCACGCAAGGUGGCCGCAGCCCGAGCGAUCGUACAGGCUACCAUGGGGCCCACCAAGCUCAUGGUCUCUAAUCUCGAUUUCGGUGUGUCCGAUUCCGACAUUCAGGAGCUUUUCGCCGAAUUUGGGCCCCUAAAAAGUGCCGCCGUUCACUAUGAUCGCUCCGGUCGAUCACUUGGCACCGCUGAUGUCAUAUUUGAACGAAGAAGCGACGCCAUUAAGGCUAUGAAGCAAUACAAUGGAGUUCCCCUGGAUGGACGUGCCAUGAACAUACAAUUAACCACCUCAGAAAUCCCUUCACCCAUCAGAAGGGUGAACCAUGAUCGACCAAGGAACUUUAACAGGCCCACACAGAGAGGGGGAGGCAAAACACGACCAUCAAGAGGUGGUCGUGGUGGACGUAAUCCCCGUAACCAAAGGAAAGGAGCGGCUCCGACCGCUGAAGAAUUGGAUGCAGAACUAGACGCUUACAGCAAGGAGACAAAGCAGUAAAAUGAGGCAAAUAAGCGUUUUAGUGAUGGACACUGACUGUGUGAUUUGUGAAUUUUUAUUUUAAGUAUGUUUGAUUAAUAUAAAUUAUGCAUAGGUUUUGUUUGAAAACAUAUUUGAUACCAUCCCUGUAAGUUUACAUUGUUUAAAGUUUAUUAAUCUUAGAAUAAAUAAGUCUUAGAUUAGAAUAUGAAUUGUUUUUGUCAAUUUUACCAACUGUAUUCAUAUUUAAUACACCUUUUGAAAUUA